Molecule: messenger RNA, 7207 nt
Organism: Cyprinodon tularosa
Lineage: Eukaryota; Metazoa; Chordata; Actinopteri; Cyprinodontiformes; Cyprinodontidae
Gene: slc4a8
Product: solute carrier family 4 member 8
Exons: 25
Coding region: 239-3511 (1090 amino acids)
Biological process (GO): regulation of intracellular pH; bicarbonate transport; monoatomic anion transport
Cellular component (GO): plasma membrane
Molecular function (GO): sodium:bicarbonate symporter activity; solute:inorganic anion antiporter activity; monoatomic anion transmembrane transporter activity
Source: RefSeq, a predicted model, not a curated record
GGCAGGACAAGAGGGGAGGGAAGUUGGAGGCGCGGCACCUUAACAGAAGCGGCUAAAACAAUAAUUUUAUCUCGUCAUCUGAAAGAUAUGUCAUCUGUCAACAUGUGUGGGACGACAAAAGAGGACGCCGCAUCCAAGCCGUGACCGCAUCCAGUGAAGACGACGGUCAGAAGCAGCCUGACUCAGUAAAGUCUCAUCUUUGCACCCAGUGGAUGCAGAAAGGGUCACACCAGGAGCCAUGAGCGCGUCCGGGGACGACCCGCAGAGUUUACUUUGUUACAAGAGACCUGAUGAGGAUGUGGUAGUGGACCAGGGAGGGACCAGCUCUGUGAUGAAUGUUCAUUACGAGAAAGAGGAGCUAGAAGGACACAGGACUCUGUUUGUGGGAGUUCGGAUGCCCAGACAGAGCCAUCGGCAUCAUAGACCCCAUGGAUCCUGCCACCGUAAGAAAGAUAAAAGGGCAGGAAGCAUCACGACACAGCAAAGCGAGGAAAGUGAGGCAGCUGCCAGCAGUCAUGACACACCAUCCCAGCGGGUCCAGUUCAUCCUGGGUGCAGAGGAGGAUGCUGAGCACGUUUCCCAUGAGCUGUUCACCGAGUUGGAUGAGAUCUGUGUGAAGGAUGGCAAAGAUGCAGAGUGGAAGGAAACAGCCAGGUGGUUAAAGUUUGAAGAAGAUGUGGAGGAUGGUGGAGAGAGGUGGAGCAAGCCUUAUGUGGCUACACUCUCCCUUCACAGCUUGUUUGAGCUCCGGAGCUGCAUCAUCAACGGUAGCGUUCUGCUGGACAUGCGGGCCGACUCCAUUGAGGAAAUAGCAGACAUGGUUCUGGACCACCAGGAGGCCUCGCACGAGCUGGAUGACACUGUUAGAGUUAGGGUACGUGAGGCCCUGCUCAAGAGGCACCACCACCAAAAUGAAAAGAAGAAAAACCUUAUUCCAAUCGUACGUUCCAUCACUGAGGGAGCGCGCAAACAGUCAGAGCCUCAAGUAGUAGGGUCGGCCCCGUCUCCCCAGCCUCCUCUGCCAACUGAACCAGCCAAGAACGGCGCUGGACAGGAAAACAGUCAAGUGGAUCUCAGUAAGGUUGAUCUGCAUUUUAUGAAGAAGAUUCCAGAAGGCGCAGAGGCUUCAAAUGUGCUGGUUGGAGUUUUGGACUUCCUGGAGAGACCGAUUGUUGCUUUUGUACGCCUUUCCCCUGCUGUCCUGCUCACGGGACUAACUGAGGUCCCUAUCCCCACCAGAUUCCUCUUCAUUCUCCUUGGCCCUGAUGGAAAGGCUCAGCAGUACCAUGAAAUUGGACGCUCGAUGGCAACUAUUAUGACAGAUGAGAUCUUCCACAAUGUAGCAUAUAAAGCAAAAGACAGAAGUGACCUUCUAGCAGGAAUAGACGAGUUCCUGGACCAGGUGACUGUCUUGCCCCCAGGGGAGUGGGACCCUUCUAUCCGAAUAGAGCCCCCAAAGAAUGUACCCUCUCAGGAGAAAAGGAAAACACCAGGGGUUCCUAAUGGUACAGCCUUGCAGGUAGAGGAACCGCAACAUGCUGAACACCAUGGGCCAGAGCUGCAGAGGACAGGAAGGUUGUUUGGCGGCCUCAUACUGGAUAUUAAGAGGAAAGCUCCUUUCUAUGUGAGUGACUUUAAGGAUGGCCUUAGCCUCCAGUGCGUUGCCUCUUUCCUCUUCCUCUACUGUGCCUGUAUGUCUCCUGUCAUCACCUUUGGCGGACUGCUUGGGGAGGCGACUGAAGGACGCAUUAGUGCCAUAGAGUCCUUAUUCGGUGCAUCAAUGACUGGGGUAGCCUACUCUCUGUUUGCUGGUCAGCCUCUCACCAUUCUGGGCAGCACUGGGCCUGUACUGGUUUUUGAGAAAAUACUCUUCAAAUUCUGCAAGGACUUUGGCCUGUCAUAUUUGUCACUCCGAGCUUGCAUUGGCCUGUGGACAGCCCUGCUGUGUUUGGUGUUAGUGGCCACAGAUGCUAGCUCUCUGGUUUGUUACAUCACCCGAUUCACAGAGGAAGCAUUUGCUGCCCUCAUCUGUCUCAUCUUCAUCUAUGAGGCCUUGGAGAAACUGUUCCACUUAGGAGAACUGUACCCCUUCAAUAAAAACAGUGAGCUGGAUAAACUCACACUAACAUACUGCAGGUGUUCAGAGCCUAAUAUUCCCAGUAAUGAAACAUUAAAGUUCUGGAGUGAGAGAAAUAUUACAGCCUCUGCAGUACCCUGGGAUAACCUAACUGUAAAGGAGUGUAUUAGCCUGCAUGGGCACUUUGUUGGGACAGCUUGUGGGCACCAUGGCCCAUUCACCCCAGAUGUUCUCUUCUGGUCCGUCAUCUUGUUCUUUUCAACGUUCUUCAUGUCGGCCUUCCUGAAAGAAUUUAAGACAAGCCGUUAUUUCCCCACCAAGAUUCGUUCCAUGAUCAGCGACUUUGCAGUGUUUCUCACAAUUGUUAUCAUGGUCCUGCUUGACUUUGUCGUUGGAGUGCCAUCCCAGAAGCUGAAGGUGCCCAGUAAAUUUCAGCCUACCAGAGAUGAUCGUGGUUGGCUCAUCAAUCCGAUCGGGCCCAACCCCUGGUGGACAACCCUAGUUGCAUCUAUACCUGCGCUCCUUUGUACCAUUCUCAUCUUCAUGGACCAACAGAUAACUGCUGUCAUUAUUAACCGAAAAGAACACAAACUACUGAAAGGCUGUGGGUACAAUCUGGACUUGCUGAUGGUAGGGUCGAUGCUGGCUGUGUGCUCCAUUAUGGGAUUGCCAUGGUUUGUGGCCGCCACCGUGUUGUCCAUUUCACAUGUUAACAGCCUGAAACUGGAGUCAGAGAGCGCAGCUCCAGGAGAGCAGCCACGUUUCCUGGGCAUAAGAGAGCAGAGGCUCACAGGCCUGGUUAUCUUCUUGCUCAUGGGCUGCUCCGUUUUCAUGACAGGAGCUCUGCAGUUUAUUCCUAUGCCUGUCCUCUAUGGAGUUUUUCUUUACAUGGGAGCAUCAUCUUUGAAAGGAAUUCAGUUCUUUGACCGCCUAAAGCUUUUUGGUAUGCCGGCAAAGCAUCAGCCAGACUUCAUCUAUCUGAGACAUGUUCCUUUGAGAAAGGUACACCUGUUCACUAUCACUCAGCUCACCUGUCUGGUGCUCCUCUGGGUCAUCAAGACCUCUCCUGCUGCAAUCAUCUUCCCCAUGAUGGUCCUGGCUCUAGUUUUUAUCCGUAAGCUGCUGGACUUGUGCUUCUCUAAACGAGAACUGAGCUACCUGGAUGACUUGAUGCCUGAGUGGAAAAAGAAGAAUCUGGAUGACACUUCCAAAACGUUGGAGGAGGAAUCGCAAGAAAUGCUCAGCUUGAAGAAACUUGAUUCAGCUUCUGUUCAGAUUCCCAUGGAGAGCAGCAGAGUUGUUCAUAAAGCACAUGAUCCCAAGUGUGAUCCCUCUGAUAUUAACAUAUCUGAUGAAAUGUCUAAAACCACUGUGUGGAAAUCCCUGAACUCCAAUCAGAAAGACAUUCGUCCUGUGGCUGCUAAAAAGGAUUGAAGGGAUUGCAUUCAUUGAUGAGUAAAGAAAUCCAGCUGUAUCAUCUAGCUGUACUUCUGGACCAGGAGAGGCCAAUGUUGACCACUUCAACCAGAACAGCUUCUUCAGACCUAACAAUGUUAGACACAAUCAUAAAGAGAAAGUCAUUUUUGUAGUACACUCACAUGUGUACCUCUGUCUUUUUUAGGUUUGUUCCUAUAGAGUAGAGAUUCAAGUUUUGUUCACAUUUGCCAAUCCCAAUCAAUGAGAUAUAUGAAAAACAUCACCAAGCAAACAAGCUGGUAUAGCCAUUUUUUCAUAAACUGAUGAUAUAUUUUCCACCUAAACUUGUAAAAACUUUCUCCUCUCUGUAUUUUAAAAUGUUCCUAAAUUCCUUCUGGCCAAAUACAGCCUAGUAAUAUAAUCAAUUUUACAUCUCUAAUAUAACGCAUAAGGCAGAGAAACAAAAAAACAGAAAAUCCUGAACAAUCGGGAAGAAGAGAAACACAAGUAAGUGGCAGAAUCAUAAUUUGCAGAAAUACACAGGAAAAGAGAAUAUUCUGUGCUUUAUUUUUGUCACAAAAAUGUAUAUGGAAAAUUAUCAGGCAAAGAAUGUUAUAUGCAUUUUACAAGAUGCAAUGUUUUUAUGAAGCAUUCUUAAGAAAAGAUGUGCUACUUCUGCUUUGAGAUGAUGACUCCACCAAUGGGAAAGAAAACAUGCCCAUCAACUAACCUUAGUAAAUAUUUUUCCUGAUGAUUCAUCACUUUCAGUAAGUAAAAUCUGUAAAAAAAAAAAAAAUACAGAUAUUACUUAAUCAAAAGGACUGAGAUCAGUUAGCUCAUGUGAUGAAACCAAAUGCAUGUUCCCCUUAAAGCUCGCAUAUUGAGAGGGUUGUUUUCUGUUUUUUAUAAAAUAACAUUAAGAGAACCACAACAUGAGAAAUUCGACCAUAAUAUAUUAUUGUAAUAGCUGAGAAACCACAUAUAAAAACCGAUUGAUUGACUGAUCGGUGAUAGGUUGACUUAAAUUACUAUAAUUACUUCUUACUGUUAAUUUUAAAGGAAAAAACUAAGCCAGGUCUAAAGUUAGUAUGUUUUGUCUUUUAAAUCCAGCAAGUUCUGAAGCACAGAAAGGUGAGGGCUCUGCCUGCCAUUUUGACUUUAAAAGACUUGGAAAAACAAAUCUAGUAUAAAAGUAUGAUCUGAGGGCAAAGAGAGUCUUUGCAUGAUAAGAAAGUGUUUGCAUGAUAAGAAAAAAAGAAUAGGAACUAACUGAAGCCCUGUCCAAGAAAUAGGAAAGGAUUUUUUUUCAAAUGCUUUAUCUGAAUUAUAGAAAGUGACACUUUCUGCAGAGUAGUUUAUUAGCCAUACAUACGUUUUUUGGAAAGUAUAUUUGAGUAAGAGGUCCUGUGGAUCGUCACAGCAAACUAUGAUGCAAGGAAGUUCCGUUAUUUACAUGAACAGGCUGGAAUCUUCCAAAUUUUCUUCCAGUAAAAUAACUGGUUCACCACCAGUUGACCUUAUAAUUGAUAUGCUUAGAUUUUAGGAAGACUGCACUCUGGAGGGCAGACAAAUCGUGAGUUUUAAAACAAUUUUCCCCCUCGUUAAAAAAUUGUUUAAAACAAAUUGGUCAUUGAUGUCUCCCAUAAUUGAUCCAAGCCAUUCAUAGAACUUAGUUCUUAUUCUCAAUAUAUUAUUUAUUUAAUCCUGUUGUGGUUUUGAUGGAACCCGGUCGCCUAUGGUAUAAAAAUUGUAAGACUUUUUAAGUUGCUUCUAGAUAUUAUAGAAAAAAUAACAGGUGUGACCUGCAAUGAAAGAAAACACUGCUGGUUAUUUGACAUUUUUUUUAAGAGUGCAAUCUUUCUUUUCAGUUAUUUUUUUUUUGUUUCUUUUAUUUUACUGAAUGGAAAAAUAGAUUCAAAGUUUUUAGACGGAAAUAUAAAUCGUAAUCCACACAAAUGAAAACAGCAACUAUUGCAUUUGUUUCUGGAUGUUCUGAAUAUUUCUACUUUGAUUAAUCAUAUUUUGACUUCAGUUUGCAUCAAUUUUAUAGUCAGCUGUGAUAUAUUUAUAUUUAAUUUAUUAGCUAUAUUUAAGCCAUGUUCUCUUUAUUUAUCCCACAUUAAUGUCACUUUAAAUGAUACAUACUUUAGGAACAAAAAUAUUCAGUAAUACUUGUGCACUUUCUGUAGAUAAAGAUGUAUUUAUUCUCAUAAUAUAUUCUAAAAAAUUAGAUUAUUUUACAAAUAUAGUUCUUUAUUUUUAGAUGUGAAAUAAGUUAUUCUAUAUAUUUUAUGAAUAUACUUCAACAAGAAGAGGAGUGACUAGCUAUAGAAUUUCAAGUAUCUAUUCGAUGGACAUCAUAGACUACAGCUGAGAAAUGGAAGUUUCAAGAUAUUUUUACUGGGCUUUGCAAAACCUUUUAAUGUGUGAAACACAUUUGCAAGGCGAUGCAAUUAGUUCUAAAAUUAGUUACCUUGACAGAAAAGACACGGUUUGCACUUAAUUGGAGAGGAUAAUAUAAUCUUUAAAAAUCCAGCAUCCAGAAUAUUGCAGGAUUUCUGUUUUAAUAAUAUAAGAGUAUUCUAUAAAAUGCCAUAUGUGUGUGCUUAAAAAGUGUAAACCAUAAGUAAAUAUUAUCCCAUGUAUUAUUUUACUCCCUUGGAUUCUUCUUUUGUUUUCAAAUCAAAUUGCACAAGUAAUGAGUAAAAAAAAGUCUUCCAAAGAAAGGCACUUCUGAACAUUUUUUACAAAGCUCACAUGUAAUUCUGCUUUGAAUUAAAUCUAUCUUCCUAUUCAGCCUUCUGAGUGUGAAAGGUUAUCGAGCAAUGUCCCAAAACUAAGUUAAUCUAAAGCAUGAAUGAACAUUACCCAAAGUGUAAAUAUGUGUACAAUACCACAGAGUUGACAUGUUAAUCAUACUAAAACCAUGAGAUGAGCAAUAGUGGGGAAUUCACUGUUAAACGUCUUCAGUUUAAUGAAUGUAGAUGUGCUUCAACAGUAGAAUUUUAAUAGAACUGUGCUUUUUCAGUAUGGCAUAAACUUGUUUCUUAUUACAUUACUUUUAUGUGAGUGUAAACUGUCUUCAGCAAAUGAUUGGUCCACUGCAUAUAAAGUCAUGGUAAAAAAGAAGGACAUCCUCUCCCAGUUCUAAGAUUAUAAUGUCAUAGUGUACCACAUAAUGCAAACACAAAAAAGUUGUGAAAAAUGAAGUAUCCCCUACUAACUCUAUUAGGGUAGGUCACAGUUAGUAAGUGGACUCAGCCACCGCUUAUGUUGGCGAUUAAUGCUUUAGCAAUGUCAGGACUCUGCUGAUGGUGUGAACCUUUAACAAGCCCCUUAGGCAUUAAUAGUCAAUGCUGACAACUAGAAGUGGCAUUUCUUUUGGGGUUUGUUUCUGGGGUGGCUGUCAAUACAAGAAUAGAUUUAUCCCCUGCUGUAGAAUAUAAACGAAUGGAUCAAUUAAAUUAAAAUAAUAUCCUCAUAUAAUUUUUAACAGGCUAAAAUAUGGAAACUGUUGAAUUUAAAGGGGGUCUGCCUUCUAUCCACCAUGACUGAAAAGUACAUUUUACGCAGGGAGAUAUUACAUUUCUAUAUGUUUUCAAAUAAUUGUUUUGGAGUACAUAUGUGUCUGGAAUGAAUAUUUCCUGUUUUGUUUAUGUUUAAAAAAAAAAAAGCACACCCAGGAGUUAAAUGUGUCUUAGUCAUAUUUUAGAU